AUGGGAUAAAUCUGUAAAACUUGUGAAAAAAAGGAUAUUGAUAAAACUGAAUUAAUGGUUGAAUAAUCUCCAAAACAUUAAGAAAUAAAAUUUAUAGAAGACUUUGAUUAUAUAAGUGGUUUAGAUAAAGUAGAAUCGUUAAAGAAAAUGAGUUUACUCUCAUUUUAACAUAAAAAUAACAAUAGUAAUUAUCCUUAUGGGGACUCAAUAUAUUAAGGAUCUCUUUUUAGUGUAGUAACUCCAGAUUUUAGUGCUUUUUCUUCAAAUUUAGUUUAGUGA
This is a messenger RNA of Paramecium pentaurelia, 279 nucleotides long. Lineage: Eukaryota; Ciliophora; Oligohymenophorea; Peniculida; Parameciidae. The record is from the annotation of a GenBank genome assembly.